This is a messenger RNA of Triplophysa dalaica, 10944 nucleotides long. It is a transcript of the gene igsf9bb, whose product is annotated as immunoglobulin superfamily, member 9Bb. The transcript is spliced from 21 exons. Gene Ontology annotation, molecular function: protein binding. The record is from RefSeq and is a predicted model, not a curated record. Lineage: Eukaryota; Metazoa; Chordata; Actinopteri; Cypriniformes; Nemacheilidae. Gene Ontology annotation, biological process: cell-cell adhesion. The coding region runs from base 157 to 4563 and encodes 1468 amino acids.
AUGAAGGGAAACGUCGGGGAAAAGUAUGCAGGGCGUGCAUAAAAGGGUUUCAGCAGCUGACAGCGCGUCUAACGUCCAGGGGCUCGGCUCAGAAUGAUUUAUUGAAAGGGGCACUUUGAGAUAUGAUGAGGUUUUUCUCUGGUUGGCAAUAGUACUAUGAUUUGGUAUGUGGCCACUUUGAUAGCAAGUGUAUUCAGCACCCGAGGAACGGCUGCUCAAGGUGCCCACGGAGUCAGAGAGGAGCCCCAGUUUGUGACGGCCCGCGCUGGGGAGACCGUGAUUCUGGGAUGUGACGUGGCCCACCCACUCAACGGCCAGCCCUACGUGGUGGAGUGGUUCAAGUUCGGAGUGCCCAUCCCCUUCUUCAUCAACUUCCGCUUUUACCCUCCCCAUGUGGACCCCGAGUAUGCCGGUCGAACCAGCUUGCAUGGCAAGUCAUCUCUUCGCAUCGAGAGGGUUCGAUCUGAAGACCAGGGCUGGUACGAGUGCAAGGUCCUGAUGCUGGAACAACAGUACCACACCUUUCACAACGGGAGCUGGGUGCACCUUACAGUCAACGCUCCCCCAACAUUCACGGACACGCCGCCGCAGUAUGUGGAGGCCAAAGAGGGGGGCAAAAUCACUCUGAGCUGCACGGCCUUCGGAAAUCCCAAACCUUCGGUCAGCUGGCUCAGGGAGGGAGAGCCCAUUAAGGACAGUAGCAAGUACAAGGUGAGCGAUGGCAGCCUGACGCUCUUUUCUAUCAACCGUGAAGACAGGGGAGCCUACACAUGCCGAGCCUACAGCGAGCAGGGAGAGGCCGUCCAUACCACGCGCUUACUCGUCCAAGGACCCCCCUUUAUUGUCUCGCCUCCCGAAAACAUAACCGUAAACAUAUCCCAGGAUGCAUUCUUCACCUGUCAGGCUGAGGCAUAUCCUGGCAACCUAACGUACACCUGGUUCUGGGAGGAAGAUAACGUCUUCUUCAAGAAUGACCUGAAGCGCAGAGUGAGUAUUCUAAUAGAUGGUUCGCUCAUCAUCUCCCAGGUGAAGCCUGAGGAUGCUGGGAGAUACACCUGCAGCCCCAGUAACAGUCUCGGCCGCCCACCCUCUGCAUCAGCAUACCUGACAGUGCAUUACCCUGCCCGCGUGGUAAACAUGCCGCCCGUUAUCUACGUGGCCAUCGGACUGCCGGGGUACAUCCGCUGCCCGGUGGAUGCUAACCCGCCUGUCACUUCAGUGAAGUGGAAAAAAGACGGCCUGCCUCUGAGGAUAGAGAAGUAUCCUGGUUGGAGCCAAAUGGAAGAUGGGAGCAUUCGAGUGUCAGAGGUGACAGAGGACUCUCUCGGCACCUACACCUGUGUGCCUUACAAUACCCUCGGUACCAUGGGACAGUCCCCUCCCGCCCCUCUGGUGCUAAAGGACCCACCUAAAUUUAUGGUGGUUCCUGGAGGGGAGUACAGGCAGGAGGCUGGACGAGAGCUGGUCAUCCCCUGUGAGGCAGAAGGAGACCCAUUCCCCAACAUUACAUGGAGAAAGGUAGGGAAGCCAAGCAGAGGGAAGCACAACGUCCUAUCGAGAGGCAGCUUACAGUUCAAAUCCCUCAGCAAGGAGGACCAUGGGGAGUGGGAGUGUGUAGCCUCCAACGUCGCCACGAGCAUCACUGCCAGCACGCAUCUCCUAGUAAUCGGCACAAGCCCACACGCCCCCACCAAUGUCCGUGUUACGGCCUCGGCGACCUCGGCCAACGUCUCGUGGGUUCCCGGUUACGACGGUGGCUUUGAGCAGACAUUCUCAGUCUGGUACGGCCAUGUGGUUAAGAGGGAACAGUUAGGACCGCAUGACUGGCUGUCCACGACUGUGCCCAGCGGGCAGCCCUGGCUCACAGUGCAAGGCCUGGAGCCCGAGACGGCCUACCAAUUCAGCGUCCUGGCCCAGAACAAGCUGGGGACGGGACCCUUCAGCGAGGUCGUCACUGUGAACACACUAGUAUUUCCUAUAAGUACUCCAGAACCACUGGUGCUGCUUACCCCACCACGGUGCCUCACAGCCAACCGGACACAGCAGGGAGUCCUACUCACAUGGAUCCCUCCAGCCAAUCACACGUCCCCAAUUGAUCAUUACAUCAUGGAGUUCCGCCUAGGGGAGAGGUGGGAUGUUCUUGAUGAUGCAAUCCCUGCUGGAGAGACAGAGCUUUUGGCUAGAGACCUGGUUCAGGAGGCCUGGUAUGAGUUCAAAGUCAUGGCAGUUAUGAAUGACCUCAUCAGCGAGGCCAGUAAUGUAGUUGGAGUCUCCAGCACAGACUAUUUUCCCCCUCCUGAGGUGCCAGAAGAGGGGCUGGCGCGGCCAGUGGUGGCAGGCAUUGUAGCCACCAUCUGUUUCCUAGCAGCAGCAAUCCUCUUUAGCACACUAGCGGGCUGCUUCGUCAACAAACAGAGACGACGCAAACUGAAGAGGAGACGAGAUCCCCCUCUGUCUAUAACACAUUGUAGAAAAAGCGUGGAGACUCCGAGUCCACUUACACCACUGCCUGGCAUUGAACCCUACAGGGAAGGGCAGGAAAGGAGCAGCUACAGGCCCUCGCCCUCCAGUCCUCUGUCAUCUUCUGGAAAGAUAAGUCCAGAAAGUGUCCGCUCCAUGGGACCACCUUCAGAGUCUUCGGAGGAGGGUUUACGAGCUAAGAAGGUGUCUCAAAGUCCUGCGAAGGAGAAGGAGAUGUCCUUAUACAAGAAGACCAAGAGAGCAAUAAUAAGCAAGAAAUACAGCGUUUCUAAACACGAGGCGGAGGCCACCACGCCAAUUGAAUUGAUCAGCCGUGGUCCAGAUGGUCGAUUUGUUAUGGAACCAACAGAUACGGAGACUCCGGUUAAGGCACGGCGCAUCGAAGGCUUCCCCUUCGUGGAGGAGUCUGACCUGUACCCUGAAUUUCGACAGUCAGAUGAGGAGAAUGACGAUCCGGGGCCCAUGCCACCUAUGAUGGCCACCCUCAGACCCCAUCAGAUCUCCCCCAUCUCCUCCAGUCAGGAGUCUUACCUGCAGCCUCCGGCCUACAGUCCCCGCUUCCAGAGGCCCAUGGAAGGCAUGACUAUAAUGGAGACCAGUCGACUCCAGGCUACAGGGCAGAUUCGCGGUGCUUCUCACUUCCGAGCCUUUUCCCAUGGCCAGUUCUACAGCUAUUUGGGAAGUCCAGGGGAACCUGAGCCUCCACCACCCUUCUACAUGCCCGAAACCAGCCCCCUCAGCUCAGUAAUGUCAUCACCCCCUUAUCACUUGGAUGGCCGCUUUGGACAUCCUACCAUCCCAGAGGAAAUCGGUGAGGGAGAAAUUCAGCAUUAUGCAGUCUCUGGCUACACCCUUCCCCUGGCGCACCCUUCCUCCUCACGCUCUCCAGACAUCUGGCAACGACCCGAAUUCUCCUUUGCCACAAUAGAGGGCCCUCAUUUUAUUUUUCCACCCCCACACCCUUUGCACCUUCACCCAGAACCUCCCCUCCCUCCCCCUCUUGUUCUUCCUCCUAGUGCCCUCCAGCCCUCCACCCUCCAGGUAUCUCCUUACCCUGGUAUCCUGCAGCUGGAGGCCCCAAAGAGCCGCCCUGGCAAGUCUCCCAGCAAGGUCAAGCCUCAGGGCCUUCCAGCCAAGCGUUUACCUAUGCAAGAGGCACAGAGUCUGGGGCAGCUAAGACACACAAGCCACGGUAUGGGUGUACCGGUAUUGCCUUACCCUGACCCAGUGUCUCACAUGGUUGGCCCGAGCUCAUUCGGAAGCCUGGACACCCGGUGGUACGAGCUGAGACCCAGGCUUAGCCCUAGGCAGCCCCGUAGGAUGGAGCCUAGCAUGGUCGUUCUCCAGCCAUCCCGCCUCUCACCUCUAACUCAGAGCCCUAUUAGCUCUCACGAAGGCUCACCAGAGAUUGUAGUGCGACCCAGGCCCCGCCCCAGUGUUGCUCAACCCUCGAUUCCUCCUGAGAUGUCUGAGAUCACCCUCCAACCUCCAUCUUCUGCCAGCUUCUCUAGGAGGUCCUCCCCCUCCUCGUCUCCUGCUCAAGGCCAGGGGAACCGGAGGGCAAGUCCCAACUACCGAUCUCACAUGGCGUUUGCCACCUCAGCAGCAAGCUAUCCGUCACAGUCCCCUUCACCUCCUGUAGAAAGCAGCAACAUAUUUGUGCAGAUGCCGACCCAGAGGAGGACUGAGGAGGAGAUCCUACCAUCAGAACCCUCUCCACCACAGUUAUCAGCUUCAGGAAAACGUCGAGGUGCACCAAGUGGCUCUGCAGGGUCUGAGAGGAUAGAAGCACUCAGAUAUCAACGAGUGAAAAAAGCCAAGAAAGUGGGAAUCAACAAUAACAACUCCAAGAGCAGACACAAUAUGGUUGUGCCCGCCUCUCAGACCCAGCAGCCCCACACCUCUCAGGUCCUCCAGCCAGAAGAAGCUCUCUACCUCCGCAAGAAAAAGAAAAAGUUGACCCGCCAGGACCCGUACACCCGCUUCUCCGCUCUGCUGUACCGUCGCCCAGCCCGAGAAGACCAGAAGGCCAUUUUGGCAAGCAUGGACACUGCAGACCCAGACCAUGCCACUCUUCUUUAAAGUCCAAACAGAGAACAGGCCACACUCUCCCCAAACUCUGAGCUCCUUCAACCUUUGCUCAGCUCACCCAACCCAUUCACACCUGACUUCAAUGGUUUUUCCUCUUCUCUGUUCCUUUACACUUACCGUGUCACAACGUAAUGCUGGUUGCAAACAUCGCAAGGUUUUGCUUCUGUACAUUUACCUUGAAUUGGUCAUUUUCAGCAGCUUUAGCUUAUCUUUGGGAUUUAGUUUCUCAACACAUGGUUGUCAAGCCUCUCUUUCAUUCUGCAGGCCGUCUCAAUUAUAUCUCACAAGGUUCUCAAAGUUAGACUGGAUAUACCUCAGAUUUACCUAAUAGUGCUGACAAACACGUUGUUGUUUUUUUGUUGUGUUUAUAUAUAUAUAUAUAUAUAUAUAUAUAUAUACAUAUAUAUAUAUAUGUAUAUAUACCACAAUGCAUAUCUUCAACAUAAUUUGCAUGAACGAUUGAUGUUGAUCUAGAAAUGAAUUUGCAUUCAUUGCAUUAUCGAUGUUUAUAAGGCAUCAUGACAUGACAUAAACAUGUUGCGUUGUUCUCUACUCACACACUAACACUCUGUCUAUUUGCUCCCUCAAAGAAUACUGUAUAAUGAAAUGACAACAGUUUUCUUAUUUGAGGAAAUAUUGAAAUACUCUUUUACAAAGCACAACGAUUCUGUUCAGGUUGCAGUUAUGAAAGAGAUAGGGUUGCAGCCAUUAGAGAAACCAUUAAAAAAUGAUUUAUUAUUGUACUGAUCUUGUUAUAAACAUGUAUAUCAUGUACAUGCUGCUGUAUUCUUUAAAAUCUUUUCAACACAAAUUUGCACUGGAGCAAAACCUUGGUGCUGUGACAUCUUUCUAGCCAAACACACUUCUCUUGGUUACCCAGCCCUAUUCACAAAGUACUAUAGUAAUGCCAAAAAUACGACAGCUUCCUUAAUCUAUAGACAAUAAGUGUACUGUACUAUGAGGAGGAUAGGGUUUUGUGCCAUAAUAUACUAUAGUAUUUUUGUCAUCAACAUGCGAUGCCCCCCUGACAUUAAGAAAGGCAUGUCGGCCUUAAUAGGGCUUCUGAAUGCUUGUUCCUGUUACAUUUGUUUGCGUUUGAUUGAACAAAAAGAUUAAAUUUACUGCCUUUGUAGGCCAUUUUAGAGCCUUUGGUUUUUUGGUUCAACCAGAAACAGCAACCCAGCACCUGUUUCUCUACUCUUUGAAGACCCUCGGGUGGACCCUCUUUGGGAUGAGAGGGCUAAUCCCAGUGGCCAAAGGUUUCUAUUGUGUUUCUUUCAUCCAACGGUGCUUCUUUUCUACAGAUUGACAUGUAUUUUCACUGUUUUACCAGACGUAACUGGGCAAAUAUACAUGUAGUGUGCUAAGGAGGAUGUUACGGCCGUCAGGUGACCAGUGGCAUGAUCUGUGUCUCAUCACUCGUACAGAUGUGCUUUUAGCUCAGUGGUGGGCUUUUAGAUUUGAAUUGUCUAGAAAUGCUCGCGAAAUCGCUGAAUGGUAUAUAUAAAUUCGGUAUAAUAUAAUCUUAAAAAAGGAGAUUAUGGGUUUAGAGUGCGUGGUUCAUGGCUAAGCCCCUCCCAAUGGCCAAUCUCCACAUUCAAGGCAUUUUUAAAGCCUGCAUAAGGUGCUAUCAAAAGUCUUCAGACUGUACUUAAUAUUUCUUUAUGUCAUUUGUCCGAUCUUCCAGCAGAUAAUGGCUGCUGCUUAUCUCCUGAACACCUCAGUAUUUGAUGUUUUAGGAUUUCAACACCAUCCUGCAUCUGUUAUUGAUAAGCCUUCCGCUGUCUGCUGCGGCGUCUUGUGAUGUCAUCAGUCGAUACAAACAUUCAUACUUGACUUGCUGAACGUUAGCCAAUAUCAGUCCGCGUUUAUGUUCUUAGAAUUUAGAAGUGGAAGAACCAGUUGUUAAAGGGAAGUGACAUCAUAUCUCGAUUAGAGUUCAGAACUCGCAUGCGAUGAAGAUGCGGUUUCAUUUGUUGUUGAUUAUGUUUUGUUACAGUCAGGAUGUACUGUAAUCUCCGCUUGUGUAAGAACAGCGCUUUAAGUGCUCCUUGUUAGGCAUCAUAAUAAAGAGAAAUUGCCUUGGAUCAAGUGAUUUGAUUUUCAAAAAGUGAUAAUCCAUUUUCAGCUUUAAGAGAUUCUGAGUGUGUUUAUAUUUAGGAUUGUGGUAUGAGAGCUGUUGAGAUCCUCCAACCAGUUGUGUGUAGUGUUAUGUUAAUGGCUUUACAUUUCGAGCAAAGAUUGUUUAUUUUCAAUUGUAUUUUCAUUUGUAAUUCAAAUAACUUAUCCGAUAAAAUGAGAUGUACCUACUGAAGUUAGGUACUUUGUGUGUGUGACAACACGCUGUUAGAUAGAAAGAUGCGACUGAUCAUUGUGUUCAGUUCAGAGAUGUUCUUAAAGUAUUUUUGAUCCAUUUCACUUGGCAAUUGUCAAAUAUGGUGCUUUCUAAAAGAUAUACAACUAUUUAAUUACCUUAAUAUCGUGUUCCUUUUUUAUUUGACGCCUUCAUACGAAAGAGUAAUAUCAAAAUGAACAUCCAAAAUGCUAGGAAUGUACUGUAAUAUUUGAAACUGUAUAUAAUAUAAUAGCAUAUAUUGCACAAUGUAUUAUAAAAUUUUAGUAAUUUUGAAUAAAUUGGCCAAUAUAUGCACGCAACAGACUAUAUUGAUAUAAAACAUAUUGUCAUAUUUUGGAUUCAGUUUUCUAUCGCUACCCGUCUGUUACUUUUUCACGAGGGUUGAGAUGCAUGAGAGCAUUUUUGAGCCAAGAGAGCUUUACUUGAUGUAAAUGUAUCGGUCCGUCUCGCAUUCACUUUCACUUUGAAUUUGCAAGUUUAACAAUUCUUUUGUCAGUUUCUAUUAAAGAACCAACAGAGAACAGUUUACUAUGUCUUACAGGUUGAAAAGAUACCAGUCUAGCUCAAAUUCGGGUGACUUUCAGUUUUGAACCUGUAGCAUCAACUGUUAAACAGAUUAGCUAUUUUUAAAGAGCUGUUUUUGGGAUUUGGGGCGGUAAAUUAAUGCUAAAUUGACACGGCUCAUAGGCGAUGUAAGAUGAGGUUCUUUGUAAGAUUCUUGAGCUUGAUGAAAUGAACCUUUAUAUUUCGGUAGCAUUAUAGCCGUGGUAGAGAUUCAUUCAAACAUUAUUUGCAUUAUUUAUUUUACUCUACCAAUUUUAUGUCAUUUAUAUCUACACAUGGAUUAAAUGUAAUGUUACUUUCAUCAAUACAUCUCAAGAUACACAUUUAUCAUUACAAAUCAUUUUUGAGGUGCAUCAUUUUUAAUAAAAACAUCUUAGAAAAUCUUGGAUUCUUUGUUUUGUUCCUUUGUUUAUGAACAUUUUGCAGUUUUUGAUCUUUUCAUUUGUUUCCGAUAAAACAUUUUUUAUAUGUUUACAUCAAACUUGGCUAGUAUUUAAAUAUUACAUCUUUAUGGAAAGAAUGAAGCUCUACACAUAAGUAAACGGUUUUUAGACGAUCCAUAGAUUAUUUUGUUGCAGAUGAUGUUACAGGUUGUAAAUUCAACAACACAAUGUUUAUAUCCAGUCAGAGCAGGACAGCCUCAAUAUUUCAGAUGAAGGUGUAGACCUGUCAAAUUGUUCUUAGGCUUUUGUAAGGCUAACCUUUGUUGUAUUAGACACAUGAUUACAUAAUGAGUAGUGAAUAGAUUUUGUAUUUAUUAUCUUUUUAGCAUGAUUUUGCUGAAUGUUAUGUAAUCACAGCAUGGGUGCAAAGAGACGUUGUGACUUUCUUCUUUUCUUUCAUUCUUAAAAAAAGCUUUUUUGUUAAUAGUUUAUUUUUCCUCAACAAUUUAUAAUGCAUCAGACAUGAAAGGGUAUUCCAGAAAGAAAACUGCCAACUCAACCUCUCCAAGGCACCAUUUAACAGAGGUUUUAACACCAUUAAGUCUAAAUAACGUUAUUAUUCACUCUAAUGAUGAAACAGUGCCAUGAAAACGCAUAAUGUAUGGCAGCUGAAUAGAACGAUGACAUUAACUCCCUGUCAUAUUUAAAGUAAAGGUGACACCAACUAAAUACAUUGCGCAUUCAACAUAUUUAAGCAUUACCAAAUCAAAUAGUCUAAGUUAGUGAUAGUGGCUUUAUCAGAAUCUCAAAGACUAGAAAGCGAAAGUGUUUAUUUAUGACAAAUGAUAUAGCCAUGUGCAAAUCUACAGCUGACCCCAUUUGUUAAACAAACUAAUGUACAAGUUAACCUCUCAAAAUAUAACCUCUUUAAGUACAUCAGGGAUACAAAAAGCAUAAGAAUUAACAUGCUGCUCAUAGUUUUGGUAUACUCCACAGAGAGAGAGAGAGAGAGAGAGAGAGAGAGAGGAGAGGGAAUGAAUCAGCACAAUGGAUAGGAUGAGAGUAUGCGGAGGUUAUGUCCUCACAUGGCCUAGAAAACAGAUUAUCAGGAUACCAGCUCCACAGCAGACACACACAUAUAACAACCACAAGGUGUAAAUAUAGAGUGCAAAUUGUGCAAUAUAUAUUUUUUGUAUAUGAGAAUAUGUGGUACAUUGUGGCUGUUGAUGGAUGAGUCACAAAAUGGUCUGUCUCAGUGGUCUAUACAAACACGUAGCAAGCCUUCACUUUCAAUGAUCUAUAAUGUGAAUGACACAACUGUUACAGUCGGGAUAAAAUAAAAUAGAGCGAUUUAAUGUUACACGUGCUAUUAGAAUUGCAAACCAAAGUGGAUGGUGUUAUCUUCUGAGAUUUUCUGUGUCCAUUUCCUUGUGACCCACAUCUCUAGUUUAAGCAAUACAAACAUAUUCUCUCAUGCCUUGUUUACUUGGAUUGCAACCGCUGACAAUUAAAUAAGGUGCUUAUAUUAAAGUGAAGUUUCUGCUCAUUUGUUACAUUUUGAUUUCAUUUUUAGGAGAAUUGUAGGUGCAUGUUCGGAAUAUUAUUUAAAACAUGAUUCAUUACGGUCAUAUUCGCUCUUUUUUUUCUUUUCCGAAAUAGACAUUUGAUUAUAUAAUAUGAACAUGUGGGCUAUGUGGAAUACAUUGACUGUCGGUGUGCAUCAUAAUUUUGGCAGACGUCUGUCACACAACAGAACUGUGCACAUUAUACACAGACUUGUAACAUGAAUAUUGAUUGUGUCUGUGUGAUGCAUGUCUUACAUGCAGUUCAAUAUACCUGCAAAGAGUUCUUUCUUUACGUUCUAAACUAUCAUGACGUUGUCUAGCUACAGUGCUGUUUGGCCGAUCCAUACAAGAUCUCUGCGUCUUGUGUCUCAUGACUACAAUGGCGUUUGGUGGUAUGUAGCAGGGGUUGGGUUGUAUACACCUCCAAUAUGUAUAGCAGCACAGUCCAAGAUAUAUGUAUUCUGUAUUCUUAUAGUCGACAGACUGAACCAGUAGAAAUAUUUUGACAGUGUACUCUAUGUAUAAAUAAACAGAUAUUUAUAGUUACGUAAUGAAGGAAAAUUGGGGGAUCUUUAAUUUUUUACUGCGAGAAAAACGAAGAAGAUAUGUUCAGAGUUAGCUGUCUUGUUUAUGGAGAUAUAUAUGUUCUUUCUGCUGUUAGAGGCUCAUGGUAGCGAGGUGUGGUGAUUAGCAAACUAGCAGAUGAUGCAAACCGCUUUUCUAGUAGGUAUUCUAACAAUCACAGUAACCUUUUCUAUAGACCUCAGUGUGGUGUGUAAGCAGCCAUACCAUUUAACAUAUCAUGACUUGGUGCUAUUGCUGAUCUGUUUUGUGGUCCAGACCAGACGUUUCUCACCACUGAACAAAAUUUCCUGUAGAAGUUGUAAACUCGAGUGAGAAAAUUCAUACGUCAUGCUACAUGAAUGUGCUACCAAAAACCUAUAAGGCUUAGAAAAUACAGAACUGGUUAUGAAAAUAAAUUAGGUCUUUAGGAGGUUAUUAUAGCUACAAUGCAAAAUAUGUUGGGCAUUUUUUAUAUUUGGCUGUCAAUUUAGUUUCCAAUCAUUGCAUCUAUUGUAGUGCUAGCGAUCAACAUUUGGGCUGUUUAUGAGGUCUGUUUUCAUGCAUUUUCCCUGCUUGUGUUUAUUGUAGAACAACACUGUUAACUUAAAAUGGUAACCUCAAAAUUCAGGUUGUACCGAUGUAAAAGAUUUGCACCAUCACUGUCUCUUUUGAAUUGGUUUUAUAGAAUGAUUUGCAGAUUUGCACGUCACACUACAUCAUAAACAUUCAGAGUCAAUCAACUGACAAUAAUAUGUUAUUACUUAUUUUUUGUUUCAAUCCAUAUGCUGUACACUGUCAACAUUUGCCUGCACAGAGAGUUAGCUGAAUUUAACAUUUGCAUACAACACUGAAUUGUAUUGUAAUCUGAGAUCAUAAACACAAGAACACAGGAAAUUUUGUGUAAUUUUUGUCUUCAUAAAUAAACGUUUACUGUUUUUUA